UUAAACAACAUUAGAAGAGUUCCAAAGUUGCAAGAACUGAAUCUCUCUCUCUCUCAUUGCUUCCCGUUUCGCGAUCGUCGGCGGACAGGGUGCGAGAGGUGAAGGAAGAAUUUCCCUGAAGAAGAAGAAGAAGAAUAUAGACUUGUACCGCCAUGGCGAAGAGGCCUAUAAAGUAUUCUGUGGUCGAUGCCUUCACGGAGUCGGCAUUCAAGGGGAAUCCUGCGGCGGUUUGCUUUCUCGACGACGAGGACGAGAGAGACAAAGCUUGGCUUCAGUCUGUCGCUGCAGAAUUCAACAUCUCCGAGACCUGUUUCCUCUCUCCGAUCGCCGGAUCCGGUGUUCCCCGCUUCCGUCUCCGAUGGUUCACCCCCGUCACCGAGGUGGAUCUCUGUGGCCAUGCAACUUUAGCAUCUGCCCACACUCUCUUCUCAAAUGGACUGGUCGAUUCUGAUAUAGUCGAAUUCGCCACCAUUUCUGGCAUUCUAACAGCUAAAAGAGUUCCAGACGCCUUAGAGUUCAAUGGUGGUGAAGCUAAAGAAUCCUUCUUUAUCGAAUUGGACUUCCCUUUAAUUCAGACAUGUGAAGACAAUUCCAGUGAUGUCUCCAUGUUGUCCAAAGCCUUGAAUGGAGCCACCAUUGUUGAUGUCAAACGAAGUGCAUCAGACAGACUCAUCGUGGAGCUUCCAUCAUGGGAAUCUGUCAUGGAACUGCAGCCAAGAAUGGAUGAGAUAGUGAAAUGCCCUGCCCUAGGGAUAAUUGUGACAGCUGCGGCUCCUACAGGAUCUGCCUACGAUUUCUGUUCUCGAUUCUUUGCCCCACAAUUAGGGAUUGAUGAGGAUCCUGUUUGCGGAAGUGCGCAUUGUGCAUUGACACAUUACUGGAGCCUCAAGCUGAACAAGUGUGAUUUCCUAGCUGAACAGGUGUCGCAUAGAAGCGGAACACUGAGGAUUCAUUUGGACAAGGAAACGAAGAGAGUCUUCCUCCGAGGCAAAGCUGUAGCUGUUAUGGAGGGCCUUAUCUUGGUUUAAAUCUAACAUCAUUAUCGCCAUCACCACCACCACCACCCCCCCACCACCACCACCAUCAUCGUCAUCAUCCUCGUCGUCAUCGUCGUCAUC
This is a messenger RNA of Tarenaya hassleriana, 1118 nucleotides long. RefSeq lists its product as uncharacterized. Bases 153 to 1028 code for a protein of 291 amino acids. The transcript is spliced from 6 exons. NCBI's taxonomy places the organism in Eukaryota, Viridiplantae, Streptophyta, Magnoliopsida, Brassicales, Cleomaceae. Gene Ontology annotation, molecular function: isomerase activity. The record is from RefSeq and is a predicted model, not a curated record. Gene Ontology annotation, cellular component: cytoplasm. Gene Ontology annotation, biological process: biosynthetic process.